This is a messenger RNA of Apaloderma vittatum (bar-tailed trogon), 2052 nucleotides long. RefSeq names its product zinc finger and BTB domain containing 33 (gene ZBTB33). Lineage: Eukaryota; Metazoa; Chordata; Aves; Trogoniformes; Trogonidae. Gene Ontology annotation, molecular function: protein binding; RNA polymerase II cis-regulatory region sequence-specific DNA binding; DNA-binding transcription factor activity, RNA polymerase II-specific. Bases 10 to 2052 code for a protein of 680 amino acids. Gene Ontology annotation, cellular component: nucleus. The record is from RefSeq and is a predicted model, not a curated record. Gene Ontology annotation, biological process: regulation of transcription by RNA polymerase II. The transcript has a single exon.
UUUGUAGGAAUGGAGGGGAAAAAACUGAUUUCUGCAACAGACACACAAUAUUCUAAUGUGCUUCUUCAGUCUCUGAAUGAACAACGUGGCCACGGACUUUUUUGUGACGUUACUGUCAUCGUGGAGGACCGGAAAUUUCGAGCUCACAGGAAUGUCCUUUCGGCCUCAAGUACAUAUUUUCACCAGCUUUUCUCAGUGGCUGGGCAAGUGGUUGAACUGAGCUUUGUAAGAGCAGAAAUUUUUGCAGAAAUUCUUAACUAUAUUUAUAGCUCCAAAAUAAUCAGCGUUCAGUCCGAUUUACUUGAUGAACUGAUUAAAUCAGGGCAACAGCUGGGUGUUAAGUUUAUAGCUGAUCUGGGUGUACCGCCGUCGGAAGGAAAAAAGAUGCUGAGCGAGGUCAAAGAUGGUGGUUCAGAAGCUUCCACUUCCAGCCCAGUUCAAAAGGAUGCUGAAACACAAGUACCUGUAAUAAGGUCAGAAAGUCAAGAGGUAACGGAUGGAAUGCCUGUUAUAACACAGUCAUUCUCCUUACAUGGCAUAGAAUAUGAGACCACAAAAAUUACAGUGAGUGAUUCAGAUGAUGAGGAUGAUGAUGUAAUUUUUUGCUCUGAGAUUAUUCCGCCAAAAGAAUGUACUAAAGAUCCAAAUGCUACGGCCCAGAACCAGCCUUGCCGAAGCCCGGCUGGAGUUUCUGACCAAAAAUCGUGUGGCCCUGGGGGCUCUCCCCACUUGACGAGCACCACAGGAGCUCAAAAACUCACUUCGUCCACCAGUCAGCUGAGCCCAAACCAAACGCAAUCAAGCGCCGAAUCACUGGGCUCUGCAACGCCACAGCAUUUGACUCCCAGUAUCAUUGUCCUAAAUAAGCCUCUGCUUAACUCAUCGCUUGGUGCCAGCUCCUCACAUCCAACACAUGUGACCCCGACAAUUAAUUUGCUUGAGGAGAAGCAGGAGCCAUCUAGUAAGGGCUCCUUAACUGAAGUGGAAACGACUGCUGUUGAUGAUGAAGUGGUUGUUGAAGAUGAUGUCGAUAUCAUUAGCUCCUCUAGUCCUGGCUCAGUCAGCAGUAGCUCUUUGGUUCAGCAACCUUCUGUACCCAAGGCAGCAACCACUGAAGGGUCAGGUGUACAGAAAAAACAGGUUGUUACAUUUUCAGAAGAGCCAUUUUCUAAACCUGGAGAUUUUAAAAUAAAGAUCUCAGAUGUCCUUACUGGAAACAACAAGGAAUUCAGUUCAGGUGUAGCAUCAAAGCAUGUGGCAGAGGGGCAGAAAAUCAUAACAUUAGAUACAGCAACUGAAAUCGAAGGCUUAUCCACGGGCUGUAAGGUUUACGCAAAUAUCGGUGAGGAUACGUACGACAUAGUCAUUCCUGUGAAGGGCGGUUCCGAGGAAGGUGAAGCCAAGGCUGAUGAAGCGCCCAGAACAUCUGGUGGCAAUUCUCCCAACAGGAAACGCAUGAAAGUAAAGCACGAUGACCAUUACGAGCUCAUAGUGGAUGGGAGGGUGUACUACAUCUGCAUUGUGUGUAAGAGAUCGUACGCGUGUCUGACGAGUUUACGGAGACAUUUUAACGUGCAUUCCUGGGAGAAGAAGUAUCCAUGCCGAUACUGCGACAAAGUUUUCCCCCUUGCAGAAUACCGCACAAAGCAUGAAAUUCACCACACCGGCGAGCGAAGGUACCAGUGCUUGACCUGUGGCAAAACUUUCAUCAACUACCAAAUUACGGCCUCCCACAUAAGAUCAGUUCAUAGCCAAGACCCUUCUGGAGACACCAAGCUUUAUCGAUUGCACCCUUGCAGGUCUCUGCAGAUCAGACAGUACGCGUACAUUACUGAUCACGCAAGCAGUAUACCGGUAAUAAAUGAGGGGGGAAUUGUUUAUCGUGUUGGUACGGGGAAGGAUGGUGCUGAAGGAACAGCAGCAUCGAACCCUCCAGCCAAACAAAUUACUUGGGAUGACAUUUUUGUUCCACAGGGAAACGAAGCAAUUUUUAAACAGAAUCCAUCAGAGGGAAGUACUGAAUUUGAGUUUGUAAUACCGGAAUCUUACUGA